This is a messenger RNA of Danio rerio (zebrafish), 1698 nucleotides long. NCBI's taxonomy places the organism in Eukaryota, Metazoa, Chordata, Actinopteri, Cypriniformes, Danionidae. The record is from RefSeq and is a predicted model, not a curated record.
UUACUGAAUGAACUACAGUACAACUUCAUACAGAACAGAAAGCGGAAGUGUAACACCACGGUACUGAAUAACUGCAUGGCAAGCAUAAACAAGAUUAGUGUUAUGCCUAAACUGAUACUAUAGAUUAGUUUUAAUGCUGGAAUCGAGAAAUUGUUAACCUUUUUUAAUAUCUCGUAAAAAACAUGAUGUAUUUAGUCCUUGCAGUGUGCAUACUGUCAGCCUCAGUGUUUUCUCAGUCAGGGUCACAUUCGCUCUGGGUCUUCGCUACAUUUUUGACAGGAGACAUCUCAGUCCAAUUCCCAGAGUUCAGUGCAGUUGUAAUGCUGGAUGAUAUUGUGAUCGGCCACUAUAACGCAGAUGACAGAAGUUUUGUCCCGUCGACGGUGCAAGAAUCUGUUAAUAUAACCGAGCAAAUCACUAUAUCAACAGUCUGUAAAGGCAUACAUGAAGGCAUGAAAACCAAAGCGUACUACUUAAUCGAUUACUUAAACCAUACAAGAGGCUCUAUUUCUUCUCAAGGUCUACAUGUGCAGCAGAGGCUGGUUGGAUGUGAACUUCUUCAAAAUGAGCCCGGCCAAAUGAUGACACUAGAGGCCUUCAAUGGUGAGAGUGGUUUUGAAAGACGCUAUGACAUUCAGGGAGACCAACAAACUCACUGGAAAUGGCCUGUCAUUAAGAGUAGGGCACAGCUGGAGUACGAUGCAUGGCUGUAUGCACACUUUUACCGCCCUUUGUGCAUUAGCCAGCUUCGGAAAUAUCUAAAGAAGGAGAAGAAGCGUGUGAUGGCAAGAGUAAAGCCUAGAGUGAGGGUGAUUCAACGCACCUGUAGUAAGACUGGAAAAAUUCAGAUGACCUGCCUCGCAACUGGUUUCUACCCACGUCACAUUAAUCUGACUCUGCUUCAAGAUGGCCAGCCAGUCAAUGAGGAAAGGGUCAUGGGUGGAGAACUGUUGCCAAAUGCUGAUGGAACAUACCAGAUGAGGAAGAGUGUGGAACUCAGCGCUGAAGAGCAAAGAGAAAGACGCACAUACACAUGCACUGUCAAUCACCUCAGCUUGGACAACAAACUUGACAUCAGUAUAGAACCUGGUCUCGAUCCAGUUAUUAUCUUUCCCUCUGUGCUACUUUUGCUGUGUGUGUUUGGAGUUCUUGCUGGAUUUCUUAUGUGGCGGAAGAAAUAUAAACAGCCUGAGCAGGUCACAUAUACACCUACUUCAGCAACUGAUCAAACAACAGAACAAUCCCAGCUGUGACAGCAGAAGUGACACCAAAUGGUCUGUUCACUUUUUCAGACCAGUCACAAUUUGCAUUGCUGUGUUUUUACACACUCUGAACUGAAAAAAAUACCAGUAUUUAGCAAAGAUGUGUUGUCAUUCAAGUAAAAAAACUGACUUAUAUGUUGUUCACCACUGUGUAUUUCAGUUUUGAAAUGUGUCGGUAUGUUUCAUAAUACACUUCAUAAGUGUUCAAUAGUUUUACAAGAAGAAACAUUUUGCACAUUUUCUCUAUAAUGACACGACAGUUGUCCGAACCCUAACAUAACAGUGGCAGUAAAUCAGCCACCAAAGGCAUCAGUGUUUAAUCAUGUACUGUAUAUUUUUUUUUUACCGUUGACUCAUGUAUUUUAAGACUGUAUGAACUACUUUACGAAGCUUAAAAGUUAUUACAAGAUAAAUAAACGUUGCAUUUGUCUGUGAA